Messenger RNA from Amoebophrya sp. A120, 7100 nucleotides. NCBI's taxonomy places the organism in Eukaryota, Dinophyceae, Syndiniales, Amoebophryaceae. The record is from the annotation of a GenBank genome assembly.
AUGCCGCAAGACGUGGACAUUGACAAGGAAGAGCGCAGCGCGGCGUUUGUGGCGCUCUUCGAAGAUUGCGCAAGCGCAGGAGUGGGGAAGGCAAAAAUCUGGCGCGAGAGUGUCAACGGAUACCAACUAGCACGCGGCUGGUUUGCCGCUCGAGACCUCCUGGAGUCGAGUGGGGAGCUUGUCGAAGGAAAUCCUUCAUGUGCUUGGGCUGAGUUCCCGCCGCAGGACCGGUCUGGGUGGUCAAGAAAGCAGCUUUUCAGAGAAAGACCGGAAGAUGUUCGGGGAGCUUCUACAGGAAAAAUCACUGGGCCAACACCCGCGGACGUGGAGCAGAUAAUGCUCGCAGAGCUUGCGGAGGCAAACCCCCUGCCGCCACCUCCAGCGAAAGAAACCUCCGACGGUUCCGCCCCGAGCAGCGGCAGUGGCGUUCUGGUGGUUUGCGAGUCUGGCGAAGUGCUCCGUGUGCUUGCCCGGGCGCUGGACUUCCGAACUCUUGACACCGGCGUAAACCGGAAGGACGAAAGAACUAUGGCCGAAGCGACCGCCAUUUUGGAGGCGAAGCGCAAAGGCUAUCGAGUUGCUGUGUCGGAACCCAAUCCCGAUCUUGGGACCACCUGCUACGCGGCAAGAGUUGAGGGCAUCUUCCGCGGUUCGAAGCCGACGCGGAUCACCCUUGUAGCGCCCUCCAAGGACAGCGAAUUUCGCCGCGGAGUUGCUCAGCAGGAAACGCGGGACGUGAAGAACGGUGGCGGUGCAACAGGCUGCUCCGCAAGCACCCCCGCUGCAGAAGGAUCCUCGUCUCUCGAAGGCAUCCGGUCCAUAUUCGACACACAGACGCGGUAUGAAUGGAAGGAAGAUCAUCCUGCGUCAGGUCCACCAGGCUCAGCAAGAAGAGACAAACAGCACGAAACGCAGCGAACGCAAGGCCCAGGGCUGCAAUUGUGUGGAGUGUAGUAGAAGUAGUUGUAGUUCUAGUCCUUAUUAUUUUCGAUUUCGAUGCCGCAUGAACAAGAUGAGUGAGAAUGUAGCACCAUUAGGUCGUGGCUCCAUGGCCGCGAUUCGGGCGACUUUCAUUUUCCGCAUUUUGGUGAAUGUACAGGUGUAAAAAAGCAUGCUCAUGUUGCAUCUUUAUCUCUCACUUUGUGCUUAUCAAGACAGACAUUUCAUUUCUUGCUGAGCCCGGAACAACUGACGAAACGGCUUUUGGGUUCAUGAACGAAAAGACGAAAUCACAAAGCAGGCAGAGCUCCAUGCCGCGAUCCGCAGUUUUAGCAGCGGCACGGUGCUGGGGCGUCCCAGACGGGGAUGGGAUGGCCGGGUAGAACAGUGCCUCCAAGAGGUGCGCGAGCUUUUUGCUGACCACGCUACCGCCGUCUUCUGGAUGGACCCAGAUCUUGUGGGUGACGGAAUCGCUGUUGAGCUAUGCAAGCAGCUGUGCGAAUGCAACAGGAGCAGCAGCCUUCGUCCCGGAGGGCAGACCGAGUGCCUGCGUGCGACAAGCCGGGCCAUUGGGGGAGCAGAACAACUGGCCCGACAUGCGUUCCGAACGGCGAAACCAAUUGCCGACCUUCAGGCGCGGGGCGACGCGUGUGUGGUCCGUUCGGCCGUGCAGCUGCUCGCCCGCGAAGCGUUUGGCAACCUCGCCCAGCAUUUCGUCGCGGGAGAAAACCGUAGCUACGUGUUUAAGCAGAAGGAGCAGUUAGUGGCCGUCGCCCACGAGAUGGGUUUUCCGGAGCUGACGGCACUGAAAAAAACCUGUCAGCCGCCAGAACAAAUCGACACGGACAGCAAUGGUGCCAUCUUCGAGUUGCAAUCAGAGGAAUUUCCGGGUGUCGUGUUCAAAUGCAACGCCGCGACCGUAACAACUGACCAGCCUGGGUUGCUGGAUCGCCGUUCGCAGGACGAGGGGGCACCUCCGAAGCGCGUCUCAGGAGUUGGCAGCGUGUGGAAGGUGUCGAGCUCGCAAAUGGAACUGCCGCAGCCACCGCCCUUAAAGCCGACGGAACUGCUGAAGAUAGCGGCAUGGCACGGAAUCACCCCGGCGAGGACGCUCGACGCCGCGCGGCGGCUCUUCCGAUGCGGGCUUGUGUCUUUCCCACUGGAGACUGCGGGAGCUGGCGGCCUCUCAGCAAUCAACCCGACGGCGCCGAUCGCUUUGCUGACGACCGGCAAUCAGGAAUUCCAGUUUCGGAUCGAAACCUACCAGAACACAAAGCAGCAGCUGGAGAACGAAGACGAUCGCUACCCCUUUGAAGCUUGUCGCUGUUCCUCCUCCAUGCUGGGGUGCUGUUUUGUAUUUCCCACGUAGAAGAAGAAGCUUGUGCUAAAUUGUAUGUAGUGAGGUCACCGAACGGUUCUAGCCGGGGAGUUUUUUUGCCACCUACCGUGAAAAACGACCGGCAGUUUUCAAGCGGCCGGAAGCGUUUUUUGACAUAAAAGAUUUUCAAUUAUCAAGCCUCCGGGGCUUUGAAGUCAAACAAGCCCGGUCGAAAACUAUCGACUCGCACUGGAUAAAACGACGCAGGGAAGCCGGCAAAAGGGGCGCCGUUCCGAGGCGCCCGCCGCCUUGGUUUCUGGCGAUUUGGGGCGCCCAAAAAGGGGCGCGCAAAAAACGCGCCCAAAAUCAGAACAGCGAAACAGCAUGGCACGGCCGCGAUUUCGGAGCAUCUUGGGCGGCCGCGAAAGCGGCCGCCUUUUCGCCGGUUUUAGAGCCUGGGAAGCUUUGCAAAAAGCGCCGGCGUGAAAAAUAAAAACGCGAAAAAUAAAAAACGCCCCAGACGCGCAAAGCCAAUCCGCAUGCUAUGGGCCCGGUUUUUCUUCGCUUUUUGGGCGCCCCCCGUGGCACCCGGAUCGGCCCCAUAGCAUCGGGGCUGGCUUUCGGGAAGGAAUUUGGGAAAUGUGCCAAAAUUUGUGAUGUUUCCCAAGUGGCCGCCAUACCGUGCGGCAUAACGUUACUCACGGCGGUAUGGCGAGCCCAGAAAAAACAAAGGCGCGGCCAAGGCGGCGGUCGGCAAAAAAACGCCCACGACCUCACUACCCCCGCCCCGGCGGCUAUAUUUGGUAUUUCCCACGUCUUCACCAGUCGCCCACUUCCCACGUCUUCAAUCGCCCACGCUCUUCCGAGGCGUUUAUCUUGUUUAUGCAUGCUGCGCGGCAAGCUUCAUUUUCUAUUUCUUUUUCAUUUGGAGCAUCUCUGUCGCGUCAGCUGGUACAGCUUAGAUGACAAUGGAGACCGAGAUGUCAAUGAACUAGUAUUGAUGAUGAAUGGUAACGAUAUGCAGCAGUGGGUAAUAGUUACAGUAUCACUGAGUUGCAUCAAUUGCAGCAACCUUUGCUCUGCGUGGAGAUUAAAGCGACUCGCUUCUUGUGGAUAGUGGCGCUAUUCUCGACAUAGUGGAGCGCUACCACACCGCGAGCACGCUGACGCCGACGAGCGGACGCGGAGGCUCGGUUGAAAUAAAAUACCGGCGCGAGCGGAUGCAGGCUGAGACUCCUGGCGUUUUCAAGGACAACCGGAGGCACGAACGAGACCGCGAACGCAGUGCGCGCCUCGCUGUUUGGCACGGAAUUCAGUGCGUCGUCCAGAAGGAUGCCUACGAUCUGGCAAAACUAGUGCCGGAAUACGUGGAAGAGCAAUGCCCCGGCCUGAUAUCUUCUAUCUCUGCAAUUCGGCAGCUGCCGCGCGAGCAACAGCUAGAUGUCGAAUCCGCAUACGCGACGACGACCGAUAUGCGCGAAUUUUUGUUCAGCGCGCCCGAUUCUCAUUUUUCCCGGGCGAAAAGCCUCCGUAGCUGCUCCAUUCGCUUUGUCGAACCUGUAGCGUCUUUUCCAACUGACGCGGACUUGCUGGCCCACUUUGUAGAGAAGGCAGUUCCAGCAGUAGACAACGACACAGAUGACGCAGAUCAAAACGCACCGGGGCCAGACGCCCAGGGAGAAGACGGGAGCCCGCGGGAGGUAGCACGGACCCCGGCUGCCCUGGAAAGCGACAAGAGAGACCUACUUCCGAUAACCGUCGCCGGGGCUGUCGCAAACAUGGUUUCGUGCGGAAUAUUAGAACCAGUAGCGACGCAGACUGCGAAGAGAUCUAGAGCUGCCGCGUCGAGUAUUGCCGCCCCUCAUCUUCUGGAGCCGCGAAGACUAGGCCCCACACUCCUUGGCCGCGAACUCUACUCCGUCAUAGAAGCUCUGGAAAGCGACGCGGCGCCCAUCUUCAUCACAAAUGCGAGUUUCACCACUUUCGUUGAGGACACUGCGCGGAGAGUCGCAACGGGAGCGGCAACGCUAGAAAACGUGCUAAAAGUAUCCACUGCAACAAUGUCUCUGUCGUGUCCAGCUACUGCUGCUGCGUGUCUCUAUUUGCACACUCGUAGCAGGGGCUGACGUAACAUGAAUAUUGCCAAAUAAACUCUGACGCUCUCGUCCUAGUAUUUGUUUUUCUUCGUGUGUUGCAAGUCCAAGUCGCAUCCGUUUGUAAAUUAUCUACAAUCAACCGCAGAUAGUGUGACACAUGAUCGAUAGCGUUGCCACCUUCUAUCUCGGUUUCUUGGGCCCACCACAGUUUGGUACUUCUAGGACAAGAACCUUAAUACCUCUUGCACUGCAAAACGGUGUUGGCCAAACUGCUCUAGUUACCGGGCACGAUGGAGGUCUUGUUGUAUUGCAUAGACGACGGGAAGUGGUAAUCCAGAGCUUUUAGACAAGCGGGACGAUCUCCCAGCGGAUCAGAAGCCGCCGCCCUCCAACCUGGCUUGGUUCAUCCGUCACAGAUUUGAAGUAGCGGCGGAAAAACUCGCGGCUAUUGCGCGAGGAGAAAUCAAGCCGGUAGCGCCGGACGGGAGACGAAAGCCUGCGCCAUUCGCCGAGAAAGGUGCGCACUCGCCGCGUAGAGAGAGUCGCCAUCGCGCCGCGGCAGGCAGGCGCGGCACUCGGACCAGAGAGGACGCUCGCGGAUCGAGGUCGAGGUCGCGCUCGCGAAUUAGGGCAAGAAGCCAGAGCCGGCCGAAACGAGACCGGGACCGCAGACGGAGUCCCAGCAAGAUACGUGGGCGAAGCGUGAAGCGAGAUGUUGGUCGUGGGCGCGAUCGAAGUCGUUCGAGAAGACCACAGGAGCGCCACCGUAGUAAAGAUAAAGAGUCGCGAGCUCGUCGCGUUGACGACCGGCGCGAGCCUGCCAAAGCGAACAGGCCCUCCUCAACCAAACGAGACACCGCAGCACGUGGCAAGAGCACAAGGAAGCGAGUCAGCAAAAGCAGGGCGCGGCCAGCGCGGGAUGUUAGAAGUCGAAGCAGAGAUCGUCAAGACCAUCGCCUCCCACCUGCGGACGAAAAAGCAAGAGCAACCGCGGCCACGACUGUUGAAGCUGAUCCUAAAAUCGCGCGUCGCGAUGAGCGGCCGGAAGUGCUCAUCGGAAAAAUCGCAGGAGCCAUAGCCAAGACGAAGAAGCGGCAACAGUCUGCAUCGCGUUUCCGUGGUGCACCACCGCCCCCUCCUCCUCCGCCUCCUCCACUAGCAGAGGAGAGCGCUCCCUCUGCAGCUCCUGUUCUUUCCAGAACAGCGAAAAACCUAUCUCCAGCAAAAGACGCCAGCACCCGCGCAACUUCUACGACCCAAGACCGCAGGGCCGGGGUCAACAUGCCGUCUUCGUCUGCAAGCGAAUCCUCCGCCGAACUGGACCGGCGCAAAAGAGCGAGGAAGAGCGUGUUUGGUCCAAGAAUAGAUGAGAACAAUAAGGAUUACGAAGAGGGUGCUGCAGCUGCGGAGCUAGACGCCGGCGAUUUUACCUCCACUCUGAUGCGGCGAUCAGCCGUUCCUGCGCCACCGCCUCUGGAGCUGAUAAAUACGAAAACAAAGCUGAACAACUACUCGAUUUCCAAUGACAAAACGGUGGAGCAGCAGAAGAGGAGCGAUGCGCUUCCUGAUGUUGGCGACCCUACGGCCAAAAGGCGAAACAAAGCGGAAACACAACAAGCAUCUUCGUCAUCUUCGAGUGGUGGCAAGAACUACCACAUCGACAAUAGAGCAGUCUACAACAACCCGCGUUUUGGAGCGCCCUCGUCCACGUUUGACAUGGUCCAGCAAGUCAACCCAUACGGAGCGGCGGCCAGCAGCAGCUCUGUAGCUACACAGUGCAAACUGGCCCUCGGGUGGUCAAGCAAGAAAAAGCUGUGCCUCUUUUCCUUUCAUAGAGGGAAGCGCCUCUCUGUAUUGGGAGGAAAAAAGAGUUGACUGGUGCAUGACAAGGCUGCAGGCUGUCACAGCUAGUAGAAGAUAGACAAUGGCAUAUCUAAUGAACAAUGUGCAUGUUACUUGUGAUGUGGUUGAUAAAAAUGUUGUGCUUCUGUUUGAUGUUUCACGAGAUGACAAGCGGCAGUAUGCAAAUCACUCGAGGAUCGUUUCUCUACCUCUGGAUAACUCCCAUGAUGAACAGUGCUGACCCCAUGUCGAUGAUGAUGAUGCAGCAGCAAUACGGUGGUGGCUAUGGCUAUGGCGUCCCGGCGGUUCCGAUUUCUGCGGCGGAAAUGGCUGCUCACCAUGCCGCGCAAGCGGCCUUUUGGGAGACACUGACGAAGCUCCAGGGUGGGCAGGAGGCCGAGGGCACGAACUCCUCCGGUGGUGGACAAUGCGGCAGGAACAGCAAACGACAAAAGAAAUCGUGAAGGCUCUGCUAGAAGUACCUUGCUGCACCAGUCACUCACACUCAACAUCGGAGGACAUUCUUUUAGGUUGAAAAAUCGGACGACGACACUCACUACACUUUUAUUUUUAAUUUAUGAAAAUCACUGAAUCGUACGACAUUUUUUUCUUUUCGUGUUUGAAUUUAGAUUCAAACGAAAAUGUUGAAGAGUCGCAGUGCACAACAUUCACAGUCAGGAAAUUGUGCGGGUCCGAGGCUUCCAGAGAGAAUUGAAAGAGCUACUCGUCGACGUUUUCAUUCGACGGAAAUGGAUUUUUGUUCAAGCUAUUGGUGUAUAGUGAGAAUUCUAAAUUCUUCUACUAACUUGAUGAAACCCAAUAUGAUAAGGAGAAUCUGAAGUUGGUUCGGGGCAGUCGGCCUUGGUUUAACUCGUCUGUCCUCUCGUCGCCAUUGUGAUUGUACG